AAGAAGGCCAGCUUACCCGGCCCAAACUGCAAAGCGAAAACCCUAACAAAUUCUAAAUAUAAAAUCUCCUAUAGAGCCGAAACCUCGAUUGAAGUCUUCUUGUUCUACAGAUCUGAAGCCGCCCAAUCUCCUCAGCCAUGUCGAAGCGAGGACGUGGAGGAAGUGCUGGGAACAAGUUCCGGAUGUCGCUGGGUCUUCCAGUCGCAGCAACUGUGAAUUGUGCAGACAACACCGGGGCCAAGAACCUUUACAUAAUAUCUGUGAAGGGGAUCAAGGGUCGCCUCAACCGCCUGCCGUCCGCUUGUGUUGGUGACAUGGUGAUGGCCACUGUCAAGAAAGGGAAGCCCGACCUCCGAAAGAAGGUCUUGCCUGCUGUUAUUGUGAGGCAGCGCAAGCCGUGGCGCCGAAAGGAUGGUGUUUUUAUGUACUUCGAAGAUAAUGCUGGUGUUAUUGUCAACCCCAAGGGCGAAAUGAAAGGGUCUGCUAUUACUGGGCCAAUUGGAAAGGAGUGUGCUGAUCUAUGGCCAAGGAUUGCGAGUGCCGCCAAUGCCAUUGUUUAAAUGUUGGGAUUUUUGUCACUGAACUCUUUAGAAUGGUUUUUUUGAUGUUCUGAACCGUCUGGCUUAAUGCUGAGGAUUUAGCUUAACGAGGUUAAGUUUUACCAUAGAUAUUGAAAAGUCUAUCUUUUUACA
This is a messenger RNA of Alnus glutinosa, 692 nucleotides long. Its product is annotated as large ribosomal subunit protein uL14x/uL14z/uL14y. Bases 138 to 560 code for a protein of 140 amino acids. Gene Ontology annotation, molecular function: large ribosomal subunit rRNA binding; structural constituent of ribosome. The record is from RefSeq and is a predicted model, not a curated record. The transcript has 4 exons. Gene Ontology annotation, cellular component: cytosolic large ribosomal subunit; ribosome. Gene Ontology annotation, biological process: translation. NCBI's taxonomy places the organism in Eukaryota, Viridiplantae, Streptophyta, Magnoliopsida, Fagales, Betulaceae.